Messenger RNA from Cydia fagiglandana, 3901 nucleotides. RefSeq lists its product as uncharacterized. NCBI's taxonomy places the organism in Eukaryota, Metazoa, Arthropoda, Insecta, Lepidoptera, Tortricidae. The record is from RefSeq and is a predicted model, not a curated record. The transcript is spliced from 2 exons. The coding region runs from base 2137 to 2481 and encodes 114 amino acids.
ACCCGUAUUUAUUCACUUUCCGUGUUUGCGUAGCGUGGUUGCCCCGUUUUGUUUAUAAAGCGUUUCGCAUCGCGUUGUUUACCGGCGGCGCGGCGCGGGCGGGCGGGUGGCGGGUUGGCGAGCCGCCAGCUCCGCCGGAUCGCGGUCACACCAAUACAUUCAGAUUUCGUGGGAAAAAAUAACAAGCGGACGAUUACCAGUGAUCUUAUCCGCAUCAAGACUCGCAUCGCGUCUGUCGUUUGGUGCUUUCGGGGAAAUUGUGGUCGAAGUUUAAGGUUGGUGGUGUGAUAGUCCUCUUGGCGUGGCGGUGUUGUGGCGCCGCGCCCCGCGCCGCCGCAGCCAAGUGGGCCAGGACGCGGCGAGUCAGCGCGUACGCAGCUGCCGCUCUCACGCGCAGUGGAGGCCGAAGGUUUGCAGUACUAAGGGCUCUUGGGGCUGUGAGGAAACGUCCUUUCAAUUGGUAAGUGCAACGCGUAUCGAAUAUACCUAGUAAUCAAUCUCAAUCUCAGAAUAGCAGAAAUUAUUUUUGAGAAUCGUUUAGGGCAAUUCCAUAAAACUAAUCAUUAGUCGGUUGCAGGGAAUACGUUACUUGCAUGCCUUUAUUACUCUCAUAAAACUCAUAAUCAAAAGAUUCUGCACCUUCGUAUAGUAUCUCUAUGACAUUGACGCAUUGACGUACCUACCUACAUAGGUAGAAGUAUGAGGGAUCAUAAUCUUUACGGGCCCUUGCGUGUGCAAACUAAAAAAGCGAAUGUUUGCAAAAUACGCCAAUGAUAGUUCUUAGCUAAACUGACGAAUAGGUAGGUACUUUUUCCCGAUUAAAAACGAAAUACCUACCUAUCUAAAAUACCGCCUAAACCAGCUAUAUAAUUUACUGCAUUUUUGCUAUUUAUUCUGCAUUAAACAUAUCCCUAAACAAAAAGAAAAAACUCUUAUGAUAUCGAUACGGCUAUUUGUUAAGGCGCGACGUAUCAUGACUCCGCCAUUUUAAAAAAAUUCCAAUUACCGGAUCGACAGAAAAAUCUAUUUAACCAUAUAAUCUGGUCAUAAAAUUUCACGAGAAUCAGUUGAUAACUGUGACCUGUAGAGGAGAACAUACAGACAUAUAUAUGCCCGACAUGCCCGAGUCAAAACGUAGACCUUCCCUACGCUUCGGUCAGCGGGUCUAAACGUAGACCUUCGCUACGCUAAGGUCAAUUAGCCAGCUGUUUUAUGCUCCAUCAUCUGAAAAGAUUUAUGAGCAGAGAUAUAACUUUAGGCAAUUAAAAUUGUGGCAAUUAAAAUUGCGGCAAUUAAAGUAAGAAUGAGUCGGAAUGACGAGAAAUGCAGCAUUCAGUAUAAAUAACCAAGAUCGCGCGUCACUACCACUUCGCUAACAGCUCGCUCAUUGCUCAGGUCAUGUUGGUUCUCGGAAUUAUGUUUGGUCAGAUGAUAUCAGGCAUGAUAUUUAGAGAGUUAUUACCUAAUUCAUAAGUUUCAAAACUGAUGCCUAAUUACCUAACUAUAUACUUGCUUAAAGUUAGAUGUAGGUAUCUAUCUACAUACACUACAUAUAUGUACAAGUAUGUAGUUACAUGAAUGCACUAUUUAGUCUAAUUUAAAAGUUACUGUUUGAAAUUAUAAGUCAAAUAAGUUAGGCUAAGCAAAACUAUUACUUAUUAAACGAACCCAUACACCGUGUUAUUAUAAUACUUAUUUUAUAUCAGGGAAUCGAUUUUAUAAUUACGAAAUGAAUUUAUUUAAUCGUAUGGCAAUUCGGUUCUAUUUUACUUGCUGCGUCGAGGCUCUCGUAUAGAAUAGUGCAGUGCAGCAGUCAAAUUUAAUUACUGUUUAGCACCACCCAGGGGACACGUGCGGGAAUGAAAUAAGGCUCUAACAAGAAAUACAGCGCAAUGGCAUGUUAAGUCACUUUUCAGGCUUAAUUUAACAUACGAAGGAGUAAUAUGAAAAUGACCAACCUGGCUAUCUAUGCAGCAACCUGCAUCAGAUAGCCAAUUAGCCAGUGAUCAUUCCACUAUCUUCGCCGCUUCAAUCAUUUAUUUGCGAACAUACCUAUUACAUAAUAUGGGCCCUACAAGGGUGCAGCAAUCAAAGUAUAUCUUUUAUUAACUGUCAUGUUUUCAGUAGGUACACAUUAUGGAGGCGGUGUACCCGGCAGCGGCGUCGGCGCUGGCACGCGGUCGGCGCGCGCGGCGCGGUGGCGUGCGCGCCAGGCACCGCACCAUGCCUGUUACCUUCGCGGAGAUCAAAGAAGUGGACGAAGAGAACGUAGAGGAAGCAAGCACGGCGCCGCCAUCGCGCGGCUCGGUGUCCAGCGAGCGGCGGCGGCCCGACGUGCUGGACGAGCGGCUCGGCCGGCAGUUCCUCGAGUUCCGGCGUCGGCGCAAGCGAGACGCACUCCCCGAACCGCCGGACGAGCCCGCCGCCGAACUCGCGCCGACGCCGCCUCGCGCCGGCUCCGAGCCCAUGGAGCCGCGCUGAUAGCUCGCACUAUUGAACUUUAAUAUUUAGCAGUUACGCUAUUGCCGAUAUUGAUGACAAUCAAUUAGUUUGUGACUGUAUGUCUGACACAGUACUUUUAUACCCAGGUCCACCGAUGUUGAACAGUUAUGAAUGACGUUGCCAUAUUGCCAAGGUCUUUAUUAUAUAUACUUCGGGUAGAGACCGUCGGACACUGAUCACUGGAAGAGGAUUAAGGUUCGGUUGCACCUAACCGUCUGUCACCGUGUCACCGUUAAAGCUUUCUCAACAUUUUAUUGUAUGGGAAUUUUCAUAGUUCUCUGCUGAGCUGAUCAACAUUCAUCACUUUGAUCAGUCUGUCACAUGUGGUAAGUGCAACUGGCAAUAAUCGACGUGGAACUAUUGUUUUACGAGGAGACAGGUUUAUUAGAUUUAUAACUGAAGGCUUGAUGAGUAGGUAUAAUUAUAAAUUACGUACCAAUGUGUUAUUUUUAUAGAGCUUGGUAUUGGUAUGGUAGGCUCUAUCACGUAGGUAAUUACGUUACGAGUUUUAUUUAGGCACUAAGUGUAAGGGUUGGUUGCAGUUCACACUUCUUUGCUGAGUUACCUUGAUCAUUUCGUCAAUUGGAAUUAGCUGCAGGUCCUAAAACAAACAGGUAGGUACACAUCACAAAGCUUAAAAAAGUACCUACCUCCAAGAGGUACAUGAUAUGAAUCAGUGGGCGAUGUGGUUCUAGAUAAUCGUGUAAUUCUGUUUCAUACUUACCUACAGAAGGUUAUAGUCCUCGCUACUACUUACCUAUUUGGCGAGGAAACUUUAGUAGGUACUAGUGCCUGAAGAAGUUUGGCUUUGUUUUGUAAAUAUAGAAUGGGUGGGUAGGCGUGUAACGUACGUAACUCCCACCUAAUAUUGUAUAGGUUUAACGAAUUUGUACCUAAUGGAGGUGAACGAUGCCUUCUUGUAUUUAAGUAUUAUAUUAUUAUGUGUUUAUAGAAUACGGAAAUAAAGUCUGACCGGUAAUAAUAUACAUAUAUAUGAUCACGCGCCAUGUUGCGGAAUUUCAUUGGAAUAAUUUUUUUUUCAUACUAUACUGAACUGUCACUAUUUAGGUGUAGAGGUAAAUGACAACAGCACCCUCUUGGUAAUGAUCUUAUUAGUCAGGUGGGAGGUGGGCUUUACUAACCGAUGACUUUAAUAAGUAUUUAAUAAAAUUUAUAUACAAAAUAAAUGAAUAAUGUUGAACUGCUGUAAUGAUCUUUCGAUAAAAUAAUGAACUUCUCAUCAAAUCCCGUUUCUAUUGAGCUGAGAUAUAGGUAGCAGGUAAAAUUGUUUAUUUUAUACGUGACUGGAUAGGUACUGUAAUAAAUAAUGUGUGCGAAUGAAACAAUGUAUUAUCACGAAUAAUGUAUUUAUUGUACAAUAAAAUAAUUUAAACAACUC